AUUAUGCCAACAUCGAUUAUCUUUUCCGAAAGCGCAAGCGCCAAACGCAACUUGACGUAACUCGCGUGUGAUGUGUGACCGUCGUUGAGUAAAAGAAUAAUCCGAUGUUCAAUUUUUGAUUUUCAUGAUUCAAUCGCUGUACACACGCUAGAGAGCGCCGCUAAAAGAAAGAAAUUAAGCGGAAAAAAUGAAAACAAUCUGGGUGAUCGGCGGACCGGGUUGUGGUAAGGGGACGCAAUGUGAUCGCAUGAUCGAGAAAUAUGGAUUUCUUCACUUGAGCAGUGGCGAUCUGCUGCGAGCGGAAGUCGCAAGCGGUAGCGAAAGAGGUGCAUCACUUCAAGAACUAAUGUCCAAAGGAUUAUUCGUGCCAACAGACGUCGUGCUGGAACUUAUAAAGGAAAAGAUGAACAAAGCGCGCGAGGAAAAAACUACAGAAACUGGAUUUCUCAUCGACGGAUAUCCUCGUGAAAAGGAACAGGGCAUUCUCUUUGAGCAAAACGUUUGUCCUUGCGACUUAAUUCUCUUCUUCGACGUAUCAAAUGAGACCCUGAAGAAGAGGCUUUUGGGACGCGCCGCUGUAUCCCAAAGGGCGGAUGAUAAUGAGGAAACAAUCAAAAAAAGGAUCGAAAUAUUCAAUUCGAAAAACAACGAGAUCGUCGAACAGUACAAAGACAAAGUUGUUAGAAUUAACGCGGAAGGAAACGUAGAGGAGAUAUUCGCUGAAGUGACAAAAGCGCUGGACGCUUUAUUAGCAUCAUAGGUGAAGCCAUACUUAAACACGGCACGAGAUUUAGUCGUGCACAAAGUCAUGUUUGUUCUAAAUAUUAUUGUUGUUUGAAAUGAAAUAUAGAAAAUAGAUUAGUUGUUAUGAUUCUUCAAUAAAUUAUAUU
Messenger RNA from Pseudomyrmex gracilis, 890 nucleotides. It is a transcript of the gene Ak1, whose product is annotated as adenylate kinase isoenzyme 1. NCBI's taxonomy places the organism in Eukaryota, Metazoa, Arthropoda, Insecta, Hymenoptera, Formicidae. Gene Ontology annotation, biological process: nucleoside triphosphate biosynthetic process. The transcript has 5 exons. Gene Ontology annotation, cellular component: cytosol; cytoplasm. The coding region runs from base 188 to 760 and encodes 190 amino acids. The record is from RefSeq and is a predicted model, not a curated record. Gene Ontology annotation, molecular function: ATP binding; AMP kinase activity.